Messenger RNA from Didymosphaeria variabile, 1761 nucleotides. RefSeq lists its product as uncharacterized. The transcript has 8 exons. Bases 1 to 1761 code for a protein of 586 amino acids. Lineage: Eukaryota; Fungi; Ascomycota; Dothideomycetes; Pleosporales; Didymosphaeriaceae. The record is from RefSeq and is a predicted model, not a curated record.
AUGGCUUCUUACUGGCUCACAGUGCUGUCUUUCGCUUCGGCGGCGACAGCAGCUUUUCACACGAACCUUAACUACGCGUCGCCUUCUCGCCGUCAUAUCUCCCUUGGCAUCGACCUUCCGAAGGUAGCAAAGCGCAGUUCUGCCUUGAGAGCUCGUUCGUGGGACCCAGCAGUUCUGAAUUUUACGCAUGGAGUUGCCUCUGGCGACCCUUUGCCCAAUUCGGUCAUCCUCUGGACCCGUGUCUCGCCAACACUUGAAAAUGAUGCGAGUAAUGUGACAGUGGAAGGCAAUGUACCACUGUACAACCACGACACUGAGACAUACAUCAAAGCGAGCCCUAACCCCGUGUGUGUGGAGUACCAAGUUGGUGCUGAUAAGAACUUUUCUGCAAUUAUUGAUAAAGGCAUCGCGUAUACGACCUCGGACAUUGAUUACACUGUCAAGGUAGAGGCAAAUAACCUUCACCCUUUCACGCAAUACUACUACCAGUUCACCGUCUGCGGCUCGGGCAACAAGAGCCCUCUGGGUCGCACAAAGACGAGCCCUGGACCAGACGAUUAUGUAACCAAAGUUGGUUUGGCGGUGUACUCAUGCAGCAAUUACCCUAACGGGUAUUUUAAUGCCUACGGCAAUGCCGCUCGGAAGGACAACGUGGAUUAUGUCAUCCAUCUUGGGGACUACAUCUACGAGACUGGGAAGGGUACGCUGGGCAAGGAUCCGAGGGCCACAAACCCUAGCGAUGAGAUUUUCACGCUCUAUGAGGUAUCCAACAAUGGUUAUCGAGAUGGCUCUAGCGGCCUCAACAAUACUGAAGAAUCGUUCCGCAAGGAUGGAGGCGUGAGCGUUGACCAGCGUAAGAUGAACGCUGUUCGAGCGUACUUUGAAUGGAUGCCUAUCCGUCAAGUAGACAUGGACGAUAACCUUCGCAUAUGGCGCACUUUCCAAAUCGGCAAGCUCUUUGACCUUGUUAUGCUCGACACUCGUAACUACGACCGCUCCAUUACGACCCUGAACUGGAAUGAUGACUACGUCGCGGAGCUUAUCGACGACGCUGGUCGUACGCUAAUGGGCAGUCAUCAAGAGAACUGGUUUUACGGACAGCUAUCGAAGUCCGCGCAGAGAGGUGCUACGUGGAGGAUCAUUGGAAACCAAAUAGUCUUUUCGAGACUCAACAACACCGCGAGAUCGAGCGACUGGUUGAACGCUGAUCAGUGGGAUGGUUACACCGCUAAUCGUAACCGCACGCUGCAACACCUUUACGAUAACCAAAUUUCCAACACUGUCUUUCUAGCAGGAGACUCGCAUGCCAAUUGGGUUUCAGACCUUGUCUGGUUGGAUGAGAUGCCAUACGACCAGGUCACAGGCGCCGGUUCCGUUGGUGUCGAGUUUGCUGGAACCGCAGUCUCGUCCUCUGGCUAUGCGCCGAACAUUACCUAUGGAAAUGUUGCGGCUGCUGGUCUGGUGCGAGACAAUAAAGAGCUGCAGUGGGCCGAGGGCUACUACCGUGGUUACUAUGAGCUUCAGAUCUCUCCAAGCGAGAUUUCCGCGAACUAUUUUGCUUUCCGUAACCCGCUCGAGAUCAGCCUGGCGAACUUUACAGUAUUGGCUGGUGCCAAUCAUCUGCAGCGCAGCGUGGCAAACGGUACCGUAGAGAACGGUGCAUUGCAGAGGGGAAGCGUCAAGCAGACGAAUCUAACGCGGAAUACCGAAACUGGGGCAUGGAAUGUGACGCACUUCGACCAGAUGUUUAUCAAGUAUUGA